GAUGCGCCGCAGCCGCCGCCGCCACCGCCACCGCCACCGGCCGCCUCGACCCGGCGGCGGGCGGGGAAGAGCAGAGCGGCAGCCGUCGCCCCGCACCGCUGAGAGGCGCUGAGGGGAGGGCGAGGGGGCGGCCGCUCCCCGCACGGGGGGAACAAAGAGGCGGGGGCGCUCCCUGGGUCCUCCAGCACUCAUCUGCGUGAAUCGGCAAAUGACGGCCAGGGAGCUGUGUGAGGAGCUGAGCGUCAGCUCCGGUGCGUUGGGAAUGGUGGUGGCGAUGUGGGACUGUCGCCAGGUGGGUCCCACGAAUGCUCACGCGGGAACAGAAAGAACACCGCGUGUGUGUUUGCCAGGACCUACUGAACCAGUAUGAGGCCGAAGGGGACAGUUUGCUGGGGCGCAUCAUUACUGGAGAUGAGACGUGUUGCACCGCGGAGGUGAGGGGAAGCAAAGGAAUCCCUCCCGCCGCCCCACGGCCGCCGGCAGUCGGCGCCCGCCGGACCUCGCGGAGGAAGCGGUCCUCCCGCCCUACAGGGGGCGCUGCGGCGCGGCGGGCGGAGCAAGGCGACGGGCUGGAAGAAACAUUACUGAUUAGUCCAAAGCCUAGCAGCAAGAAGGCUACGACUUUACAGACAGUUAGGAUGCCAAGGAGUAAUGUUUUGGACAGAGUACAGAGCUUUUUACCGCAGAUGGCGCAUGCAAAUGAUGAGCUAAGAAGAAAAAUGGUAACAGCACCAGCUCAUCAGUUUGAUAUCGAAAAUCUCAGCAGUGCCACAGAGAAAGUGAUAGAAAUGGUAAAUACUAUGUUUUUGGUUCUGCGAACUCCACUUCGAACGUGGCUGUAGUUGAACUGAGUGAUUCUGAUACAGAUGAAGAGAAUCUAACUUCAGAAGACGACUCCGAAUCUGAAGAUGACUGUAUAACUGGUGAAGUGACAAUAGACAACAUUAAGUUUCCUAAACCAAAGGGAGAAAAGGGCAAAAUAGAAAUUUUGGACAGCAAAGUGAAUGAGUGAACCCAUUUUUAUUAUAUUAAAAAAAAAAAAAAAAAAAGCAAACCACAUUUUCUUACUUUGAAGACUUCACCCUUAAACGGCCUUGUUUCACAUUGUGAGAUUCCCCAGGAUCCCAUGAAAUGCUAUCGUUUACGUGGUGGAGUUCUCAGGAUCCACUCGACUCUGAAGUGAGCCACACCUCUGAAGAAUUAAGUAAUGUCUUAUUCGUCAAACAACAGGGAAAUUCCAAGCUUCCUUGUGAAGUUGGACUAAAAGCAGCUACAAGUUGAGACUAUUGAGCAGAAAGGCGUACUGCAGUGCUAGUUAAGUAAAUUCUUCUCUUCAUUUGUUGAAGAAAGAUUUUUGUAGUGUGCUUAGAAUGAAGUUUUGCUUCGAGGGCAGGAAAGAAAUGACAACGAAAAAACUGUUUUUUAUUAUGUCCUGUAAAGUGUUAAUGUACAAUGUCUUCAAUAUUAAAUGUUACCUUAAAGUA
This is a messenger RNA of Gallus gallus (chicken), 1484 nucleotides long. RefSeq names its product C12orf45 homolog (gene NOPCHAP1). The record is from RefSeq and is a predicted model, not a curated record. The transcript has 4 exons. Bases 306 to 842 code for a protein of 178 amino acids. Gene Ontology annotation, molecular function: box C/D methylation guide snoRNP complex binding. NCBI's taxonomy places the organism in Eukaryota, Metazoa, Chordata, Aves, Galliformes, Phasianidae. Gene Ontology annotation, biological process: box C/D snoRNP assembly.